This is a messenger RNA of Aspergillus novofumigatus IBT 16806, 917 nucleotides long. Its product is annotated as centromere protein H. The coding region runs from base 75 to 794 and encodes 239 amino acids. The transcript is spliced from 3 exons. The record is from RefSeq and is a predicted model, not a curated record. Gene Ontology annotation, biological process: kinetochore assembly. NCBI's taxonomy places the organism in Eukaryota, Fungi, Ascomycota, Eurotiomycetes, Eurotiales, Aspergillaceae. Gene Ontology annotation, cellular component: kinetochore.
CGGAAAGCUUACGAGCUAGCUUCACCUGAGAUAUCACAAGAUGCUUUGGUCGGCCUGCCACGAGGUCUUGCUCCAUGUCAACUGCGAGGAUUCAGUCUCUGCCUCACCUCAGUCCAGGCGAGGUUUCCUUGCUGGAUCUUGCGGCUGAUGACCCUCGCGAUGUGGUGACCCUGUCCGACAAGGAAGCCUUGAUUUUGCAACUCUACAAUCAAAUCCAGGAACUGGAACUGGAAAAGGCACUUCUCGAACAAGAGCUGGAACCGGCUUCUGGGGACAAUCCAGAUGAGCAACUUGCAAUCGCAGAACGUGAGCUUCUCGAGGCAAGGGCCACGUACACGGUCAGGAGAAAGGCCAUCAGUACUGUCCUGAUGACUGAUCCAACAUUGAAAGCUGUUCACCUGAAAGCUACAACACCUGCUGAAAGAGCACUUUUACCCCUGGUCAACCGGCGUGAUGUGCUUUCUUUGACACAUGAGAAUCUGAUGAAUGCGCACAACGCAACUUUGAGAGAACUAUCCAAUGUGGAAGUACAAAAUCUACAGCUACACCAGAAGAAUCAAGAGCUAGUGCGGCAGCUUCUGGAGUCCACAAAGGAUGAUGAUUCAUGGAGAGAAACACUUGACGAUGACGACCUCAAGGCACAACUUGAGCAACUAGAGGCCGAUCGCAAGAAGAACAAAUCAAGAUGGGAAGUCAUGAAAAGCGUUGCAAGUGCUAUUGUUGUGGGAAGUGGAGUGAACUGGGCGGAAGACGAUGAGCUUACAGCUCUAGUUAUUGAUGAAUUUGAUGAGUGAAGGGGGAAUAGUCGCCGCAGAAAUAACGAUUUACCAUAAUUUAGUUGUACUGACUUCUCCGAUCGGCGUACUACAGCAUACUUCUUCUCUUUAAUCAUCUAAUGAUGGGCUUCUUUUUUUUUA